AUGGAUACCAAAGCCGAGUCUGCCAAUUCCGAGAAGAAUCCUCCAGUCAAAGAUGGGCAUCAAGACCCAAAGCCCCUGGAAGCCGACUCCAAAUGUUGGCGAGAGCUGGAAGUUAAGAACAUGUUGCUCUCCGGGGACGAAAAUUCGAUCAGUCGACUCCGUGACUUCCACCUUUAUAAUGACGCUUACGCCCAAAGGGAGGGACUUGAACCUUUCUCCUCUCAGAAGGAAAGACCUGUAUUCCCGCAGAGCUGGGAUUGGUGUCUGUCUCAGUCACUUCUUGAUGGGCCGGAGGCUACGGCUACCAAGCUUGCAAAACAAAGUUUCCGCAGAUUCUCCCAAGUUACUUUCGAAGAGUUCGUUCGAAGGGCAGAUGCACUUCCCUCGCAAGGAAUUGACGAUUUCCUUCGGGAAUACGAGUUCCUCAAAGUGCAGGUCUACAGCACAUUUACUCGAAACCUUCAGUAUCUCGAGCUUUUGGAUCAAUUGAAAAGAAGUUUGAAUAAGAUAGAUGCGGAUCCCUUUUGGAUCAUCGACCCAUUGCAGCGACUCCUCCAAAGCCCCGACACCGCUCGAAAUAUAUUACAACAACUACAGAUAUUAGAGAGUCGGUUCUACAAGCUCUACAGGUCCCCCGAAGUCACUUGGGGGUCAUUCAAUACCGACACAUCAUUCUUUGGACAAAUUCAAUGGAUUGAUGUGUUCGAAUUUGCCAACGCUUUGUCGAGGAAAGAUCAAUAUUUCUUUUCGCAGUACGUUGUGGACGCUCUCGAUGCAAAAGAUGAUCAUGCUCGGCGAAUACUCAACACACGAUGGAACGACCUCAGCAUUGCAGUUGAAGAGUGUAUGGUUGCUAAGGUUGAUGAUGUUUCUCAAAAACUUGAUCAUUUGGCCGAGGAGCUCUAUCGUAUUCGCAACUAUUAUUCUCUAACGGCCAUCAUCCAAGGGAUCAAAGCAAGCGGCUUUAAGACAAAAGCCGUGGGAGACUUUGGCUACCUCGUCGAUUCAAAGAAUAAUUAUGAGAUGUAUCGGUGGCGAGCAAGGACCAGACCCGGAAUGGAUUUCCUCUUUCCUGCACUCAGUACCACAGCCCGUGGAAAUUUCGAGCUGGCGGCUAAGGUUAUUGAUCGGCAUGCAACUUACAAAGUUGAAAACUGGCAACACCAUUGGUUCUUUUAUCCAUUUACUGCUUGCUUUGGACGUUGA
This is a messenger RNA of Penicillium nucicola, 1206 nucleotides long. RefSeq lists its product as uncharacterized. The record is from RefSeq and is a predicted model, not a curated record. Lineage: Eukaryota; Fungi; Ascomycota; Eurotiomycetes; Eurotiales; Aspergillaceae. The transcript has 5 exons. Bases 1 to 1206 code for a protein of 401 amino acids.